Molecule: messenger RNA, 4117 nt
Organism: Syngnathus typhle (broad-nosed pipefish)
Lineage: Eukaryota; Metazoa; Chordata; Actinopteri; Syngnathiformes; Syngnathidae
Gene: b4galt2
Product: UDP-Gal:betaGlcNAc beta 1,4- galactosyltransferase, polypeptide 2
Exons: 8
Coding region: 860-1996 (378 amino acids)
Biological process (GO): carbohydrate metabolic process
Molecular function (GO): glycosyltransferase activity
Source: RefSeq, a predicted model, not a curated record
UCCGUAGUGAGUGAAAGCGGAGCAAAGCAGAGGGACCUGCUGGAGAGAGGAAGAGGAGCAGCCCUCCAUCCUUCAUUCUUUCCUUCCGUUUUCUUCUUUUGUCGUUGCCUUGUAAAAAAAAUGUAAUCACAUGACAUCAUAACCAUGAGGACGUCGCUUCUCUACUCGCCUCCUUUUCGCUUGAACGACGUCGACGCGGCGGAUACGCUUGACGCUAGCUAAACGCUGCUUUUUCUUUUCCCCACAUUUUUUAGGUCUCAUUCUUCCAUCAUCUGAGAGUCCAUAUCCGUCUGUAUAGGGUGAAUAAUUUACUUCUUGUAAAUAAUUAUUUUUUAUUUAUUUUCUCAUACGAUGUGCUGCAAAGGACAAAGAUGCAAUUACCCGCUUGACAAAAUCAAGGUGCCUGAGACCACUAUCCAGGAGGUCUACAUCGCCAACAUCCCAGACGGCAACAGGAUGACCUGUUGCUGGAACUCCGUUACCAUGUUUUUAUUCAUCUGAAUGGCCGCCAACCGCCGUUGGAGCAUGAGCACAUAUCGCAUUGCCUUAUACCUGAGAUAACGCUCAUUAUCCUUGCUCGAGCGUGCUCCGUCUACCCAGGAUCCGUUCUAAUCAAAUAGUUUUGGAUCUGACGGUCAUGCAGGGAAACUUUGGGACCAAAGUGGCAGCUUGGGAUUUGAUUGCAGCACCCGUGUGUCUCCCAGAGACCCAAUGCAAAGAAAGGUGAACUGCAUGCGCUGUAGUAUUCUUCUCCAUCGGGAUAUCGACCACAAGGCCGUCGCAAUGAGCGCAUGAUUGCAACGGCGCCGCGCCAUCUUCGUCGUGGCCGGCGGUCGUCCGCCGCUCGUCGUCCUCGGCCAUGACCCGGCUGAUGUUGGGCCGAACUCUGGAGCGCAUCUGCAAGGGCGUCCUGUUCCUUUGCCUGCUCCACUUCCUCAUCAUGAUGAUCCUCUACUUUGAUGUCUACUCGCAGCGCUUUGACCUCUUCAGCCGCUUCAACAACGUGCGCAACGGCUCUCGUAACAACGCCAGCGGACAUCAUUUCUACUUUUACAACAUUUCCAGGCUCAACGCUACCGCAGCUAGCUACCUGGCCACGGGCGAGCAGGCGGGGCCCACCGCGCGGCCGCACGCAAAUCGGCCGCCUUCGCCCAAGCCCCUGCCGCCAUGUCCUGAAAACCCCCCUGGUCUGGUGGGCCGCCUAUUGAUCGAGUUCAGCUCCCAGAUGACGAUGGAGCGCGUGCAGCGAGAGAACCCCAACGUGACGGAGGGAGGCCGCUACACGCCCCCAGACUGUCGGCCUCGAUGGAAGGUGGCCAUCAUUAUCCCGUUCCGUCACCGGGAAAACCACCUGAAGUAUUGGCUUCACUACCUCCACCCCAUUCUGAGACGUCAGAGGAUUGACUACGGCAUCUACAUCAUCAAUCAGUUGGGCGAGGACACGUUCAACCGCGCCAAGCUGCUGAACGUUGGCUACGCGGAGGCGCUGAAGGACGGCGACUACAACUGCUUCAUUUUCAGCGAUGUGGACCUGAUCCCCAUGGACGACCGAAACCUGUACCACUGCUAUGAGCAGCCUCGACACUUUGCCAUCGCCAUGGACAAGUUUGGCUUCAGGUUGCCCUACGCGGGUUACUUCGGGGGGGUGUCAGGGCUCAGUAAAAAACAGUUCUUGAGGAUCAACGGCUUCCCCAACGAGUACUGGGGCUGGGGAGGGGAGGAUGACGAUAUCUACAACAGGAUCACUCUGAACGGGAUGAAGGUGUCCAGACCUGAUGUGCGCAUCGGCCGCUACAGAAUGAUUAAACACGAGAGAGACAAACACAACGAGUCCAACCCGCAAAGAUUCAAUAAAAUCCAAAACACCAAGAACACCAUGAAAAAGGACGGCAUCAGCUCGCUCACCUACCGACUGGUGCAGAUCAAAAGGUACCCGCUGUACACUAACAUUUCAGUAGAGAUCGGAAAACCGCCGCCCCGGCCUUUCAAGGGAUAGAGACUCAAGGUAGGUUGGGAUUGGGAUGGACGCACCAAGGAAGUUACAAGCACAUCAAGGAGUGGAAUCUUUUUUUUUUUUUUUACACUUUGACUUGUUCUUCUAAGCUUCUGGACAACAUUGGAAUGGAAGGACCAAAGAUUGAUGAAUGACACAAAGCAGGAGUUUGAUGGACUGAUAUAGACCUCAAGGCUAAAAUGGCCCAAAAUGGCAAAACCCAUUAAAAUGAAUGAUGGGAGGACCACAAUGUGGCCAGAGAAGUUUUGAGACCCCAACAGCAAAAGCCUAGACGGUAAAGAUUUAUGAGGCGACCUGCAAGACAGGGAGCGAUAUAUCGAAAUCACAGACGGUGUUCACGAAAGAAUUAGCGUACGACAGGCGUGCGUUAAAUGCCACUUUUUAUCCGACUCGCAUAUGUACAUUAUCCCAUGCGAGUCGAAAAUACCGUAAUUUUCGGACUAUAAGUCGCUCCGGAGUACAAGUCGCAUCAGCCAUAAAAUGCCCAAAAAAGUGAAAAAAAAACAUAUAAGUCGCUCCGGAGUAUAAGUUGCAUUUUGGGGGGCAAUUUAUUCGACAAAAUCCAACACCAAGAACAGUCAUGAACGAGCAACAACAGGCUAAACGAUAGGUGUGUGGCGGCGUGGACUUCCAGCCACAGAAGUGGAAGAAAGCUCCAUAGAAUAGGACCGGGCGUGCGUAAAAGCCAUGACCGAGCCCUAUCCACCGUCCCCGGACAGCCACCCGGCCGAGCGCCGGCCCUCGACUUCCAUCCACGGAGGUGAAAGAGAGCUCUGUAGAGUAGGACCGGGCGUGCGUAAAAGCCAUGUCCAAGCCCCAUCCACCGUCCCUGGACAGCCACCCGGCCGAGCGCCGGCCCCCGACUUCAAUCCACGGAGGUGAAAGAGAGCUCUGUAGAGUAGGACCGGGCGUGGGUAAAAGCCAUAAUAGUUUUUCAAACCUUCUGUGUCACUCCAAAUCCUUAAAUCCUUCAAACUCUUCGUCCGCUGUGUCACUUAGAAACAAAGCCGCUAAUGAUGCCGGUAGUACGUGGGGUCCUUCGUCAUUUUCGUCAUCCCGUGAUCAAUCUUUGUCCUUUAUGUAAACAACCGUCGCGUCGCGCUGCUGACGUCACUUGAAAUUCAAAUUACAGUAAUCCCUUGCUACAUCGCGGUUCCACUUAUUAUUAUUAUUAUUAUUUUUUUUGUGAAAGUUUUUGAAAAAAAAACACAUAUAAGUCGCUCCUUAUUAUAAGUCGCCCCCCCACCCAAACUAUGAAAAAAAACGCGACUUAAAGUCCGAAAAUUACGGUACUCCCAAAUCAAAGCCUCUGGCAUUUACGAAUGAAUGUAUCAUGCCCGCAGCCCUCACCGGGACUCUGCUGGGACAUUAUAGUUUUUUUCUUUGUUAUUUUGGGGAUAUGUAGAGACUGAAACUUCUUGGAGCAAGGUGGGCAUCAUGAUUAUAUGUUGUUGCUGUGGUGGGGGUGGGGAGUUGAAAAUGGAAUCACUGAGGAUGGACCCUGAUGACUGAUAGAUACAGCAAAUGACUCAGCUUGUAUUGUUCUAAUUAUGAUUUGAUUUGAUUUGAUGUGAUGUGAGGAAUGCUUACCCAUGUUCCUCUGAAAUUUAGAUGGCUGAAAAUUUAAACACAGGAUCACCACAUGUCAUUUAAUAUUUUGGUUUAUUUUGCCAUAUUCUUAUUUUGACUGAUUGGCUUCAUGCGUUUGAAUUUAAUUUAUUUUAUUUUAGCUUUCUGUCCUAUAUACAGAUACGUAUACCUUGAAACUGGUUACCAGGCCAUGCCUAGUCAAUACUAAGCUCGCAAUGUUGGUAGUGAGCAUUUGUUAUCAUGAGGCGGCCAUUUUGAAAACUCAUCAUAUCGUAGGGUAGCAGAAACAAUGAGCCUUAUUAGUUUUUCAACAUUUUUGUUUUGUUUCGUUAAUCCGAGCACGUGGUCGUGUCCACAUUUGGUAUAUCCAAGUGUUUUUAAUGCUGUAAUCUUCCUAUUUUGCAGUUUUGACACAUCAUACUGUUACAUAUAUUUCCACCGAGCUGAUGCCUUCCUUCAGUAGUUAUUUUCUAUUAAUUAAAUGACAUUUAAAUCAUGAACUGUAAACCAAAA